UCACGCGACUAAGCAUUAGUUGUCAACAAUAAAGAAUGAUGACCGUGCAUUUUCUACCCGCAGGAUGCGCCGGUGUACUUGUCGGUUAUCCAUUCGAUACGGUCAAGGUUCAUCUACAAACCCAGGACUAUCGGAAUCCGCUGUACAAAGGAACACUAGAUUGUUUUCGCAAGAUCAUAGCCAAGGAGACUGUUCGUGGAUUAUACCGUGGGAUGUCAAGCCCAAUGGCCGGCGUGGCCGUUGUCAAUGCUAUUGUCUUCGGAGUCUACGGGAACGUGCAAAGAAGAACUUCCGAUCCGGACUCGUUGUAUUCACACUUCCUAGCCGGAAGUGCAGCCGGGUUAGCACAAAGCUUCAUUUGCUCGCCGAUGGAACUUGUAAAAACAAGACUGCAACUACAGGAUAACCUUCCGAAGGGAGCAUUCAGGUUUAACGGUCCAAUUGAUUGUCUGAGACAUAUCCACAAGAAGGGUGGAUUUCGUGGGGUGUUUCGAGGGUUAGGAAUCACGGCAGCCAGAGAUAUGCCCGGGUUUUCUAGUUAUUUCGUGUCCUAUGAGCUCAUGGUCCGAACGACAAAUGAUCCUUCACCCUUUUGCAUUCUGAUGGCCGGUGGUUUGGCCGGCACUAUUUCAUGGCUGUUUUCGUUCCCCAUUGACGUGGUUAAAUCAAGACUGCAAGCUGAUGGAAUGUGUGGAACACCACAGUACCGGGGUAUUGCAGACUGUCUCCGAAAAAGCUACGCCGAAGAAGGUCUAGCGUUCCUUUCGCGAGGUUUAGCAUCAACACUUCUCCGAGCGUUUCCCAUGAAUGCCGUUUGCUUUCUGGUAGUUUCCUUCGUUAUGAAAAAUUUUGACCAACGACACAUUGAUUUGGAUUUAAGUCAUAAAGAGCCCUUGCUUAUGGUACAACAACCAGCCGGAGCAGUAAAGGUAACCGUUAAUAAACGUCACCAUGAACUUCAUGACAAUCACAUUCAAAGUAUCAAGCAAAACACGUUUCGAUUCCUUACCUUCCUGGGGGCAUUCAGUGAAGCAGUCUGCUGUGCGGAAAUGGACGAACUUGCUCACGAUCUAUACCUUAACGAGGACAGUGGAUAUUAUUACUCAAAGCUGAAUGAAUACCUGCUAAAUACUGAUCAGGAGUACUGCAAACGUUUUGUUUUUGUAGAUUAGGCCGACGCGAAACUUUUUUUCUCUUGUUUUGACCCAAAGUUUGUCUCUGGGGUUAGGUAUUUAACAGAAGAAUGUGACACUUUCCAGUGGAAAGACAGAGGGCAGAAUUAGAGAAAAUAAUUUACGACAGCCAGGAUAGAGGUAAUUUGUUAAACACUAAUGCACUUAAUCAAACCACUCGAGCUGAAACUGUAUUGUUGAUAUAAUAUAUAAGUUUUAUUUAA
Molecule: messenger RNA, 1396 nt
Organism: Topomyia yanbarensis
Lineage: Eukaryota; Metazoa; Arthropoda; Insecta; Diptera; Culicidae
Product: mitochondrial basic amino acids transporter
Exons: 1
Coding region: 36-1172 (378 amino acids)
Biological process (GO): mitochondrial L-ornithine transmembrane transport
Cellular component (GO): mitochondrion
Molecular function (GO): high-affinity L-arginine transmembrane transporter activity
Source: RefSeq, a predicted model, not a curated record